GUUACGCCAUGUGGUCGUAUGUUUUUACAAAGUUUCAACAUUUCAACUUGAAUGUGCAGAAGUUGAAUUCAGGAAUUGAGAAUAAUAUUUUAAGUGUUUGAUGAUAAACACAAGCAGACGACAUUGAAGUAAAAGGAGAUACAUUUUUAAAUUUAAAGUAAUCUUUGUUUCAACGUAUGCUUAGUUAUACUUUGUACUUCAAAAUGUUUUGUAUAUUUUAUAAAUAUGUGAAAAUCUCAUUGUAAUAGUUACGUGAAUUUUGAACCAGUUUUGGAACGUCUAGGUUAGAAUAUCAAUUUAGUUUAUUUUAUCCCAUUUGAAGUGUUUAUUACGGAAUAAUAAUUGCAUUGGCUAAACACAAUUUCCCUAUUGAGUUGUAGUGAUAAAUGGCGUUGGUUCAAGAUAUAGAUAUGACAAUUUUAACUAGAUCUCUUAAAUUACUCCAUUCACCAGAUGAAGAGUCAGCAGAACAACUAAGACUUAUCAUGGAAGAAACCAUUAAGAACAAAUAUGGGAAUAGGAAGCCCAUAAAUUUGUUAGGUUUGGGAUUAAAUAAGAAGUCCACAAAUGUAGAUGAUGCCGUCAGAGGCAAAAGAAUAAAGUUAGAUGAUGGUGAUAACAACUCUCCAUUGUACCUGGGUCCAGUAGAUGAGUCUCAGACUUCUGACUCUGACAGUGAUGAUGGAGUGGCUCUGGAGAUCUUAGAUGAUGACUUAGCAUGUGUGGUUUGUCGUGGGAUGGCUGUAGGUGCUGGCAACAACCUGGUGGAGUGUUUGGAGUGCCAUUCUCUCUACCAUCAGGAGUGCCAUAACCCUCCCAUCACUCAGGAUGUCAACGACCCUCGGUUUGUCUGGUACUGCGCCAAUUGCACCAAAACGUUAAACAAAGUGGGUACUUCUAACAGUUCUAAGGGAUCACCAAGCAAUACCAGUCAAUCGAGCACCAAGUCAGUGAAGUCUAGCUCCAAAAGUUCUUCUUCCAGCAGUAAGUCUUUCAGUGCUUUCUCCAGCUCCAGUAAACCUGCCACAAGCUCCUCCAGCAGCAAGCACAGUAGCACCAGCAGUGGACACUCCGUCUCCAAGAGUAACACUGUUCCUGUACCAAAAAUCAAUAUAACAGCUGAUAAAAGACUUCAAAUCAUGAAAAAGAAUGCAGCAAAAAAACAAGAGAAGAGAAAGCUAACAAAAUAAUAAGUUUACUACAAUCAACAUUGUACAGUAUAAUAAUUAAGAACAGUAUUAGGUAUUGUUAUUAUAAGUAUAAAUAGUCUUUGAUAUCAGUAAGACUUGUAAUAAAAUGUAACAUCAUGGUCUGAAUUAGUGUUCUUUCUAAAAAAAAUAUUACUAUUCUUAACCCAAAGUUUGAAUCUUGAGUUUAGCUCCAGUUCACCUUCCUCUUAAUGCAGUGUGUGUAAACUAAUGCUGUCACAGACUUGACUCCUGGAAUCUGGAGUCAUGUUCGUCCGAAGGGAUCCAAAAAAUGUUGGUGACAAAGAACGUUUUUGAUUAUAUUUUAGAUCAUUGUAAGAGAUGAUAUAACAGCAAUAUAAACUAAUGUAUUACUAUGUAAUAUAACAUCUUGUCUUCAUCUACUUUAUUACUAUUCUAUUUUUGGUUUGUAAUAACUUGAAUGUGUUGUUUCUGAUACAUAAAUAAAGAAAAAAGCUAACUUGUGUGACAAAAAAUAAAUUGAGAUGCAGGCA
Messenger RNA from Homalodisca vitripennis (glassy-winged sharpshooter), 1702 nucleotides. It is a transcript of the gene IntS12, whose product is annotated as integrator complex subunit 12. The transcript has 5 exons. The coding region runs from base 387 to 1190 and encodes 267 amino acids. Gene Ontology annotation, biological process: snRNA 3'-end processing. NCBI's taxonomy places the organism in Eukaryota, Metazoa, Arthropoda, Insecta, Hemiptera, Cicadellidae. Gene Ontology annotation, cellular component: integrator complex. The record is from RefSeq and is a predicted model, not a curated record.